Molecule: messenger RNA, 19697 nt
Organism: Colias croceus (clouded yellow)
Lineage: Eukaryota; Metazoa; Arthropoda; Insecta; Lepidoptera; Pieridae
Product: mucin-17-like
Exons: 28
Coding region: 27-19697 (6556 amino acids)
Cellular component (GO): extracellular region
Molecular function (GO): chitin binding
Source: RefSeq, a predicted model, not a curated record
UGUCCUGUUACAUUAGAUAAGUUAUCAUGGUAGACAUGCGUAUAGCAGCUUUUCUUCUAUUAUUCGGCGCGAGUUUGGCAGAUGUUCUGCCAAAUGGUUGUCCUCGAGACUCAAAUGUACAUUUGUUACUGAGACACGAAACAGAUUGUACUAAAUUCUAUUCGUGUAGUAAUGGAAGACCUAUCCUGAUGUCAUGUGGGAGUGGUACCGCUUUCGAUGCUGCGCUACAGGGAUGUAAUUGGGCAAAUCAAGUUGAUUGUUCAACAACAACAAAAAUGACACCACCAUCAAUAUCAACGACGCCAGCAACAACAACAACAACCAGUGUUCCAAUAACAACUACUCCUGUAACAACAACAAGUCCAGUUACAACAACUAGCCCAGUUACAACAACAAGUCCAGUUACAACAACUAGUCCAGUUACAAUAACAACAACUCCUGCGCCCUCUACAACUUUGAGUUCUACAACAACAGAAACACCAACAACAGUAUCUCCUUCGUCUUGCCCAUAUAAUGUCAACUUAGACCAUUCAGAAGAUAAUGACUGUGACAAAUUCAAACACUGCACGGAUAAAAUAAAAUUAAUACUUAAUUGUCCUGUAAAAAGCAAUAAUUUUAAUUACUCUCUGAAUGUUGAUUAUAGCAAUACAAAACACGAGAAGAAAAAUUCAACUGAAUGUGUCUUCAAGGAUAAAAUAGAUUGUGUAGAAAACGAUCACAACUAUAUAGACAGUGGGGGGACAAACUGUAGUGGUAAUGAGACGUAUCCCCACUCUGACUGUGAUAAAUAUUACCAAUGUGAGAGUGGUCAAAUUGUUUUGAAAUCAUGUACCCCUGGUACUCAUUAUAACGAGGAUAUACGGGAUUGUGACACCAUCCAAAACGCUGGAUGUUUAAUAAAAUCGAGAAAAUCGAGAAACGUCCAGACGUUUCCGAACGGCUGUCCAAUCGGUUCAGCAACGAAACUAUUGCCACAUGAAACGGAAUGUGAUAGGUACUACCAAUGUGUUCACGGGAACAAAGUGUUGAUGCCUUGUGCUCCGGGAACGCACUUUAGUUAUAAGUUACAGCGAUGUGAUUGGCCACACGCAUCAGAAUGUGUACCUGGUGGUUCAACAACAACAACAACAACACGACCAGUUACAACACCCAGUACAACAACAACCACUCAAGAUAGUAGUGUUGAAACGUUCCCGAACGGUUGUCCCAAAGAUUAUAGAAUAGAAAGACUUUUACCUCAUGAAACACAAUGUGAUAGAUUCUAUCAAUGCGUUCACGGGAACAAAGUGUUGAUGCCGUGUGCUCCGGGAACACACUUUAGUUACAAGUUACAGAGGUGUGACUGGCCACAUUUAUCGGAAUGUUUGCAAUCAUCAACAACAACCACAACAACAACAACACCUCGGCCUACAACACCAAGUUCAACAAUAACAACAACAGACAUUAAUAAUAUUGAAACGUUCCCGAACGGUUGUCCCAAAGAUUAUAGGAUAGAGAAAUUGUUGCCACAUGAAACGCAAUGUGAUAGAUUCUACCAAUGUGUUCACGGGAACAAAGUGUUGAUGCCGUGUGCUCCGGGAACACACUUUAGUUAUAAGUUACAGAGGUGUGAUUGGCCACACUUAUCAGAAUGUGUGCCCGGUGGAUCAACAACAACUAGCACAACAACAACAACAACAUCCCGACCCGAUACAACAACAACAACAACAUCCCGUCCCGAUACAACAACAACAAUAACCUCUCGGCCCGAUACAACAACAACAACUCGACCCAUUACAACAACAGAGAAAGAUAAGAUAGAAACGUUCCCGAAUGGUUGUCCCAAAGAUUAUAGAAUAGAGAAACUCCUACCACAUGAAACUCAGUGUGAUAGAUUCUACCAAUGUGUUCACGGGAACAAAGUGUUAAUGCCGUGUGCUCCGGGAACACACUUUAGUUACAGAUUACAGAAAUGUGAUUGGCCACACAUCUCCGAAUGUGUUACUGGCGGUGGAUCAACUACAUCAACUCGCCCGGAUACAACAACUAGUUCAACAACAACAGCGCAUCCAGAAACAACAACUACUACAACAACAACAUCCCGGCCAGAUACUACAACUACUAGUACAACAACGACAUCGCAUCCUGAAACAACAACAAGUUCAACAACAACAGCGCGCCCAGAUACAACAACUAGUUCAACAACAACCGCGCAUCCAGAAACAACUACUAGUACAACAACAACCGCGCAUCCAGAAACAACAACUAGUUACACAACAACAGCGCACCCAGAUACAACAACUGGUUCAACAACAACCACGCAUCCAGAAACAACAACUGGUUCAACGACAACAGCGCAUCCUGAAACAACAACUAGUUCAACAACAACAGCUCAUCCAGAUACAACAACAACUGCGCAUCCUGAAACAACAACAACAGCACAUCCCGAUACGACUACUAGUUCAACAACAACAGCACAUCCAGAAACAACAACAACAACGCGCCCAGAUACAACAACUAGUUCAACAACAACAGCCCAUCCAGAUACAACAACUAGUUCAACAACAACCGCGCAUCCAGAAACAACAACUGGUUCAACAACAACAACAACUGCGCAUCCAGAAACAACAACUAGUUCAGCAACAACCGCGCAUCCAGAAACAACCACUAGUUCAACAACAACAGCACUUCCUGAAACAACAACUGGUUCAACAACAACAGCUUAUCCUGAAACAACAACUAGUUCAACAACUGCGCAUCCUGAAACAACAACAACAGCGCACCCCGAUACGACUACUAGUUCAACAACAACAGCACAUCCAGAAACAACAACUAGUUCAACAACAACAGCAUAUCCUGAAACAACAACAACAGCGCAUCCAGAAACAACAACUGGUUCAACAACAACAACCGCGGAUCCAGAAACAACAACUAGUUCAACAAUAACCACGCAUCCAGAAACAACCACUAGUUCAACAACAACAGCACUUCCUGAAACAACAACUGGUUCAACAACAACAGCUUAUCCUGAAACAACAACUAGUUCAACAACUGCGCAUCCUGAAACAACAACAACAGCGCAAACAACUACAUCUUCAACUACUUCACGGCCAGAUACAACAACUAGUUCAACAACUUUGCCAACAACAACUUCAGUCCCUGAAACAACACCAAUCACAACAACAACACAAAAAGACGGCGACGGUGACAUAGAAACAUUACCAAAUGGGUGUCCAAAAGAUUUCACAAUUGAUAAACUGUUACCGCACGAAACAGAGUGUGAUAGAUACUAUCAAUGCGUUCACGGUAACAAAGUGUUGAUGCCGUGUGUUCCGGGAACGUACUUCAGUUACAAGUUACAGCGUUGUGAUUGGCCACACAUAUCAGAAUGUGUUCCCGGUGGUGGAAAAACAACAACAACGACUACUGUUGCACAAACAACAACAACAACAUCAACUACUGAAAAUGAUGGUGAAACCAGUACGCAAAAACCAAUAACAACAACACGCGUUCCAACUACAACUGACUACGUUAUAACAACAGUGGAUGAUGGAGAAGCAACAACACGCAUUCCAACAACAACAGACUACGUUUCAACAACAGUAGAUGAUGUGGCUUCAACAACACGCAUUCCAACCACAACUGACUACGUUACAACAACAGUGGAUGGUGGAGAAGCAACAACACGCGUUCCAACAACAACUGAAUACGUAACAACAACAGUAGAUGAUGUUGCUUCAACAACACGCAUUCCAACAACAACAGACUACGUUUCAACAACAGUGGAUGGUGGAGAAGCAACAACACGCCUUCCAACAACAACUCAAUACGUAACAACAACAGAAAAUGAUGUUGCUUCAACAACACGCAUUCCAACAACAACAGACUACGUCUCAACAACAGAAAAUGAUGUUGCUUCAACAACACGCAUUCCAACAACAACUGAAUACGUUUCAACAACAGUAGAUGAUGUUGCUUCAACAACACGCGUUCCAACAACAACUGAAUACGUUACAACAACAGUAGACUAUGUGACUUCAACCACACGUAUUCCAACAACAACUGAAUACGUUACAACAACAGUGGAUGGUGGAGAAGAAACAACACGCAAUCCAACAACAACUGAAUACGUAACAACAACAGUAGAUGAUGUUGCUUCAACCACACGUAUUCCAACAACAACAGACUACGUUACAACAACAGUAGAUGAUGUUGCUUCAACAACACGCAUUCCAACAACAACUGAAUACGUUACAACAACAGAAGAUGAUCUUGCUUCAACCACACGUAUUCCAACAACAACAGACUACGUUACAACAACAGUGGAUAGUGGAGAAGCAACAACACGCGUUCCAACAACAACUGAAUACGUAACAACAACAGAAGAUGAUGUUGCUUCAACAACACGCGUUCCAACAACAACAGACUACGUUUCAACAACAGUGGAUGGCGGAGAAGCAACAACACGAGUUCCAACAACAACUGAAUACGUAACAACAACAGUAGAUGAUGUUGCUUCAACCACACUUAUUCCAACAACAACAGACUACGUUUCAACAACAGUGGAUGGUGGAGAAGCAACAACACGCGUUCCAACAACAACUGACUACGUUACAACAACAGUGGAUGGUGAAGAAGCAACAACACGCGUUCCUACAACAACUGACUACGUUUCAACAACAGUAGAUGAUUUGGCUUCAACAACACGCGUUCCAACAACAACAGAAUACGUAACAACAACAGUAGAUGAUGUUGCUUCAACCACACGUAUUCCAACAACAACAGACUACGUUUCAACAACAGUGGAUGGUGGAGAAGCAACAACACGCGUUCCAACAACAACUGACUACGUUACAACAACAGUGGAUGGUGAAGAAGCAACAACACGCGUUCCUACAACAACUGACUACGUUUCAACAACAGUAGAUGAUUUGGCUUCAACAACACGCGUUCCAACAACAACAGAAUACGUAACAACAACAGUAGAUGAUGUUGCUUCAACCACACGUAUUCCAACAACAACAGAUUACGUUACAACAACAGUAGACGAUGUGGCUUCAACCACACGUAUUCCAACAACAACAGACUACGUUACAACAACAGUAGACGAUGUGGCUUCAACAACACGCGUUCCAACAACAGUUGAUGAUGUUGCUUCAACAACAGUAGAUGAUGUUGCUUCAACAAUACUCGUUUCAACAACAACUGAAUACGUUACAACAACAGUGGAUAGUGAAGAAGCAACAACACGCGUUCCAACAACAACUGAAUACGUAACAACGACAGAAGAUGAUGUUGCUUCAACAACACGCGUUCCAACAACAACUGAGUACGUUACAACAACAGUAGAUGAUGUUGCUUCAACCACACGCCUUCCAACAACAACUGACUACGUUUCAACAACAGUAGAUGAUGUCGCUUCAACAACACGCGUUCCAACAACAGUAGAUGAUGUUGCUUCAACAACAGUAGAUGAUGUUGCUUCAACAACACGCGUUCCAACAACAACUGAAUACGUUACAACAACAGUGGAUAGUGGAGAAGCAACAACACGCGUUCCAACAACAACUGAAUACGUAACAACGACAGAAGAUGAUGUUCCUUCAACAACACGCGUUCCAACAACAACUGGAUACGUUACAACAACAGUAAAUGAUGUUGCUUCAACCACACGUAUUCCAACAACAACAGACUUCGUUACAACAACAGUAGAUGAUGUGGCUUCAACAACACGCAUUCCAACAACAACUGACUACGUUACAACAACAGAAGAUAAUGUUGCUUCAACAACACGCGUUCCAACAACAACUGAAUACGUUACAACAACAGUAGAUGAUGUUGCUACAACCACACGUAUUCCAACAACAACAGACUACGUUACAACAACAGUGGAUGGUGGAGAAGAAACAACACGCGUUCCAACAACAACUGAAUACGUAACAACAACAGUAGAUGAUGUUGCUUCAACAACACGCAUUCCAACAACAACUGACUACGUUUCAACAACAGUAGAUGAUGUUGCUUCAACAACACGCAUUCCAACAACAACUGAAUACGUUACAACUACAGAUGACGUCGAUGGUGGAUCGUCUACAACAAGAAUUCCGACAACUGACUCAAUUACAACAACAAUUGAUGAUGAGCAGUUGACAACUCAAGUCCCUACAACAACAGACUACAUUACAACAACACUGGACGGUGAGCAAUCAACAACACGUGUUCCUACAACAACAGGCUACAUAACAACAAUAACUGAUGGAGAAGCAUCAACAACACGCAUUCCCACUACAACAGAAUACACUGCCACAACUGUUGAUGAUAUUGUUUCAACAACACGCAUUCCAACAACAACUGAGUACACUAUGACAACAGUAGAUGAUGUGGCUUCAACAACACGCAUUCCAACAACAACUGACUACGUAACAACAACAGUAGAUGAUGUGGCUUCAACAACACGCAUUCCAACCACAACUGACUACGUUACAACAACAGUGGAUGGUGGAGAAGCAACAACACGCGUUCCAACAACAACUGAAUACGUAACAUCAACAGUAGAUGAUGUUGCUUCAACAACACGCAUUCCAACAACAACUGAAUACGUUACAACAACAGUAAAUGAUGUUGCUUCAACCACACGUAUUCCAACAACAACAGACUACGUUUCAACAACAGUGGAUGGUGGAGAAGCAACAACACGCGUUCCAACAACAACUGAAUACGUAACAACAACAGAAGAUGAUGUUGCUUCAACCACACGUAUUCCAACAACAACAGACUACGUUUCAACAACAGUGGAUGGUGGAGAAGCAACAACACGCGUUCCAACAACAACUGAAUACGUAACAACAACAGAAGAUGAUGUUGCUUCAACCACACGUAUUCCAACAACAACAGACUACGUUUCAACAACAGUGGAUGGUGGAGAAGCAACAACACGCGUUCCAACAACAACUGAAUACGUAACAACAACAGUAGAUGAUGUUGCUUCAACAACACGCAUUCCAACAACAACUGAAUACGUUACAACAACAGUAAAUGAUGUUGCUUCAACAACACGCAUUCCAACAACAACAGACUACGUUUCAACAACAGUAGAUGAUGUUGCUUCAACCACACGUAUUCCAACAACAACUGAAUACGUUACAACAACAGUGGACGGUGGAGAAGCAACAACACGCGUUCCAACAACAACUGAAUACGUAACAACAACAGUAGAUGAUGUGGCUUCAACAACACGUAUUCCAACAACAACAGACUACGUUUCAACAACAGUGGAUGGUGGAGAAGCAACAACACACUUUCCAACAACAACUGAAUACGUAACAACAACAGUAGAUGAUGUUGCUUCAACAACACGCAUUCCAACAACAACUGACUACGUUUCAACAAUAGUAAAUGAUGUUGCUUCAACAACACGCAUUCCAACAACAACAGACUACGUUACAACAACAGUAGACGAUGUGGCUUCAACAACACGCAUUCCAACAACAACUGAAUACGUUACAACAACAGUGGAUGGUGGAGAAGCAACAACACACUUUCCAACAACAACUGAAUACGUAACAACAACAGUAGAUGAUGUUGCUUCAACAACACGCAUUCCAACAACAACUGACUACGUUUCAACAACAGUAAAUGAUGUUGCUUCAACAACACGCAUUCCAACAACAACAGACUACGUUUCAACAACAGUAGAUGAUGUGGCUUCAACAACACGUAUUCCAGCCACAACUGACUACGUUACAACAACAGUGGAUGGUGGAGAAGCAACAACACACUUUCCAACAACAACUGAAUACGUAACAACAACAGUAGAUGAUGUUGCUUCAACCACACGUAUUCCAACAACAACAGACUACGUUUCAACAACAGUGGAUGGUGGAGAAGCAACAACACGCGUUCCAACAACAACUGAAUACGUAACAACAACAGUAGAUGAUGUUGCUUCAACAACACGCAUUCCAACAACAACAGACUACGUUUCAACAACAGUGGAUGGUGGAGAAGCAACAACACGCGUUCCAACAACAACUGAAUACGUAACAACAACAGAAGAUGAUGUUGCUUCAACCACACGUAUUCCAACAACAACAGACUACGUUUCAACAACAGUGGAUGGUGGAGAAGCAACAACACGCGUUCCAACAACAACUGAAUACGUAACAACAACAGUAGAUGAUGUUGCUUCAACAACACGCAUUCCAACAACAACUGAAUACGUUACAACAACAGUAAAUGAUGUUGCUUCAACAACACGCAUUCCAACAACAACAGACUACGUUUCAACAACAGUAGAUGAUGUUGCUUCAACCACACGUAUUCCAACAACAACUGAAUACGUUACAACAACAGUGGACGGUGGAGAAGCAACAACACGCGUUCCAACAACAACUGAAUACGUAACAACAACAGUAGAUGAUGUGGCUUCAACAACACGUAUUCCAACAACAACAGACUACGUUUCAACAACAGUGGAUGGUGGAGAAGCAACAACACGCGUUCCAACAACAACUGAAUACGUAACAACAACAGUAGAUGAUGUUGCUUCAACAACACGCAUUCCAACAACAACUGACUACGUUUCAACAAUAGUAAAUGAUGUUGCUUCAACAACACGCAUUCCAACAACAACAGACUACGUUACAACAACAGUAGACGAUGUGGCUUCAACAACACGCAUUCCAACAACAACUGAAUACGUUACAACAACAGUGGAUGGUGGAGAAGCAACAACACACUUUCCAACAACAACUGAAUACGUAACAACAACAGUAGAUGAUGUUGCUUCAACAACACGCAUUCCAACAACAACUGACUACGUUUCAACAACAGUAAAUGAUGUUGCUUCAACAACACGCAUUCCAACAACAACAGACUACGUUUCAACAACAGUAGAUGAUGUGGCUUCAACAACACGUAUUCCAGCCACAACUGACUACGUUACAACAACAGUGGAUGGUGGAGAAGCAACAACACGCGUUCCAACAACAACUGAAUACGUUACAACAACAGUAGAUGAUGUUGCUUCAACCACACGUGUUCCAACAACAACAGACUACGUUACAACAACAGUAGACGAUGUGGCUUCAACAACACGCAUUCCAACAACAACUGAAUACGUUACAACAACAGUGGAUGGUGGAGAAGCAACAACACACUUUCCAACAACAACUGAAUACGUAACAACAACAGUAGAUGAUGUUGCUUCAACCACACGUAUUCCAACAACAACAGACUACGUUUCAACAACAGUGGAUGGUGGAGAAGCAACAACACGCGUUCCAACAACAACUGAAUACGUAACAACAACAGUAGAUGAUGUUGCUUCAACAACACGCAUUCCAACAACAACUGACUACGUUUCAACAACAGUAAAUGAUGUUGCUUCAACAACACGCAUUCCAACAACAACAGACUACGUUUCAACAACAGUAGAUGAUGUGGCUUCAACAACACGUAUUCCAGCCACAACUGACUACGUUACAACAACAGUGGAUGGUGGAGAAGCAACAACACGCGUUCCAACAACAACUGAAUACGUAACAACAGCAGUAGAUGAUGUUGCUUCAACAACACGCAUUCCAACAACAACUGACUACGUUUCAACAACAGUAGAUGAUGUUGCUUCAACCACACGUGUUCCAACAACAACAGACUACGUUACAACAACAGUAGACGAUGUGGCUUCGACAACACGCAUUCCAACAACAACAGACUACGUUACAACAACAGUGGAUGGUGGAGAAGCAACAACACGCGUUCCAACAACAACUGAAUACGUAACAACAACAGUAGAUGAUGUUGCUUCAACAACACGCAUUCCAACAACAACUGACUACGUUUCAACAACAGUAGAUGAUGUUGCUUCAACAACACGCAUUCCAACAACAACAGACUACGUUUCAACAACAGUAGAUGAUGUGGCUUCAACAACACGUAUUCCAGCCACAACUGACUACGUUACAACAACAGUGGAUGGUGGAGAAGCAACAACACGCGUUCCAACAACAACUGAAUACGUAACAACAGCAGUAGAUGAUGUUGCUUCAACAACACGCAUUCCAACAACAACUGACUACGUUUCAACAACAGUAGAUGAUGUUGCUUCAACCACACGUGUUCCAACAACAACAGACUACGUUACAACAACAGUAGACGAUGUGGCUUCGACAACACGCAUUCCAACAACAACAGACUACGUUACAACAACAGUAGACGAUGUGGCUUCGACAACACGCAUUCCAACAACAAAAGACUACGUUUCAACAACAGUGGAUGGUGAAGAAGCAACAACACGCGUUCCAACAACAACUCAAUACGAAACAACAACAGUAGAUGAUGUGGCUUCAACAACACGUAUUCCAACAACAACUGACUACGUUUCAACAACAGUAGAUGAUGUUGCUUCAACCACACGUAUUCCAACAACAACUGAAUACGUUACAACAACAGAAAAUGAUGUUGCUUCAACCACACGUAUUCCAACAACAACAGACUACGUUACAACAACAGUAGACGAUGUGGCUUCGACAACACGCAUUCCAACAACAACAGACUACGUUUCAACAACAGUGGAUGGUGGAGAAGCAACAACACGCAUUCCAACAACAACUCAAUACGAAACAACAACAGUAGAUGAUGUUGCUUCAACCACACGCCUUCCAACAACAACUGAAUACGUUACAACAACAGUAGAUUAUGUGACUGCAACAACACGUAUUCCAACCUCAACUGACUACGUUACAACAACAGUGGAUGGUGGAGAAGCAACAACACGCCUUCCAACAACAACUGAAUACGUAACAACAACAGAAAAUGAUGUUGCUUCAACAACACGCAUUCCAACAACAACAGACUACGUUUCAACAACAAUGGAUGUUGGAGAAGCAACAACACGCGUUCCAACAACAACUGACUACGUUACAACAACAGUGGAUGGUGAAGAAGCAACAACACGCGUUCCUACAACAACUGACUACGUUUCAACAACAGUAGAUGAUUUGGCUUCAACAACACGCGUUCCAACAACAACAGAAUACGUAACAACAACAGUAGAUGAUGUUGCUUCAACCACACGUAUUCCAACAACAACAGUAGACGAUGUGGCUUCAACCACACGCAUUCCAACAACAACAGACUACGUUACAACAACAGUAGACGAUGUGGCUUCAACAACACGCGUUCCAACAACAGUAGAUGAUGUUGCUUCAACAACAGUAGAUGAUGUUGCUUCAACAACACGCGUUCCAACAACAACUGAAUACGUUACAACAACAGUGGAUAGUGGAGAAGCAACAACACGCAUUCCAACAACAACAGACUACGUUUCAACAACAGUGGAUGGUGGAGAAGCAACAACACGCCUUCCAACAACAACUGAAUACGUAACAACAACAGAAAAUGAUGUUGCUUCAACCACACGUAUUCCAACAACAACAGACUACGUUUCAACAACAGUGGAUGUUGGAGAAGCAACAACACGCGUUCCAACAACAACUGACUACGUUACAACAACAGUGGAUGGUGAAGAAGCAACAACACGCGUUCCUACAACAACUGACUACGUUUCAACAACAGUAGAUGAUUUGGCUUCAACAACACGCGUUCCAACAACAACAGAAUACGUAACAACAACAGUAGAUGAUGUUGCUUCAACCACACGUGUUCCAACAACAACUGACUUCGUUUCAACAACAAUUGAUGGUGGAGAAGCAACAACACGCAUUCCAACAACAACUGAAUACGUUUCAACAACUGUACACGAUGGAGCAUCUACAACUCGGGUUCCAACAACAACUGACUAUAGUACGACAACAGUAGAUGAUAUUGCUUCAACAACACGAGUUUCAACAACAACUGAAUACACAAAAACAACAGUCGACGAUGUUGCAACGACUACACGCGUUCCAACAACUGACUUCGUUACAACAACAGUCGAUGAUGUUGCUUCCACAACACGCGUUCCAACAACAACUGAAUACGUUACAACACCUAUCGAUGAUAUUGCAUCAACAACACGUUAUCCAACAACAACAGACUACAUAACAACAACAGAAGAUGAUGACAGUGCAGCAUCAACAACUCGCGUUCCAAUAACAACAGAGUUCGUUACAACAACAGUCAAUGAUGGAGUAUCAACAACUCGCGUUCCAACAACAACUGACUUUGUUACAACAACAGUCAAUGAGGAAGUAUCAACAACCCACGUUCCAACAACAACAGAAUUCGUUACAACAACAGACAAUGAUGAAGUAUCAACAACACGCGUUCCAACAACAACAGACUACGUUACAACAACAGUCAAUGAUGAAGUAUCAACAACACGCGUUCCAACAACAACUGAUUAUAUUACAACAACAGUGAAUGGUGGAGACCCAACAACGCGUGUUCCAACAACAACAGAAUUCGUUACAACAACAGACAAUGAUGAAGUAUCAACAACACGCGUUCCGACAACAACUGAUUAUAUUACAACAACAGUGAAUGGUGGAGACCCAACAACGCGUGUUCCAACAACAACAGACUACGUUACAACAACAAUCAAUGAUGAUGCAUCAACAACACGCAUUCCAACAACAACUGAUUAUAUUACAACAACAGUGAAUGGUGGAGACCCAACAACGCGUGUUCCAACAACAACAGACUACGUUACAACAACAGACAAUGAUGAAGUAUCAACAACACGCGUUCCAACAACAACUGAUUAUAUUACAACAACAGUGAAUGGUGGAGACCCAACAACGCGUGUUCCAACAACAACAGAGUUCGUUACAACAACAGUCAAUGAUGAAGUAUCAACAACACGCGUUCCAACAACAACUGAUUAUAUUACAACAACAGUGAAUGGUGGAGACCCAACAACGCGUGUUCCAACAACAACAGACUACGUUACAACAACAGUCAAUGAUGAAGCAUCAACAACACGCGUUCCAUCAACAACUGAUUAUAUUACAACAACAGUGAAUGGUGGAGACCCAACAACGCGUGUUCCAACAACAACAGAAUUCGUUACAACAACAGACAAUGAUGAAGUAUCAACAACACGCGUUCCAACAACAACAGAGUUCGUUACAACAACAGUCAAUGAUGAAGCAUCAACAACACGCGUUCCGACAACAACUGAUUAUAUUACAACAACAGUGAAUGGUGGAGACCCAACAACGCGUGUUCCAACAACAACAGACUACGUUACAACAACAAUCAAUGAUGAAGCAUCAACAACACGCAUUCCAACAACAACUGAUUAUAUUACAACAACAGUGAAUGGUGGAGACCCAACAACGCGUGUUCCAACAACAACAGACUACGUUACAACAACAGUCAAUGAUGAAGUAUCAACAACACGCGUUCCAACAACAACUGAUUAUAUUACAACAACAGUGAAUGGUGGAGACCCAACAACGCGUGUUCCAACAACAACAGAGUUCGUUACAACAACAGUCAAUGAUGAAGUAUCAACAACACGCGUUCCGACAACAACUGAUUAUAUUACAACAACAGUGAAUGGUGGAGACCCAACAACGCGUGUUCCAACAACAACAGACUACGUUACAACAACAAUCAAUGAUGAUGCAUCAACAACACGCAUUCCAACAACAACUGAUUAUAUUACAACAACAGUGAAUGGUGGAGACCCAACAACGCGUGUUCCAACAACAACAGAAUUCGUUACAACAACAGACAAUGAUGAAGUAUCAACAACACGCGUUCCAACAACAACAGAGUUCGUUACAACAACAGUCAAUGAUGAAGCAUCAACAACACGCGUUCCGACAACAACUGAUUAUAUUACAACAACAGUGAAUGGUGGAGACCCAACAACGCGUGUUCCAACAACAACAGACUACGUUACAACAACAAUCAAUGAUGAUGCAUCAACAACACGCAUUCCAACAACAACUGAUUAUAUUACAACAACAGUGAAUGGUGGAGACCCAACAACGCGUGUUUCAACAACAACAGACUACGUUACAACAACAGUCAAUGAUGAAGUAUCAACAACACGCAUUCCAACAACAACUGAUUAUAUUACAACAACAGUGAAUGGUGGAGACCCAACAACGCGUGUUCCAACAACAACAGAGUUCGUUACAACAACAGUCAAUGAUGAAGUAUCAACAACACGCGUUCCAACAACAACUGAUUAUAUUACAACAACAGUGAAUGGUGGAGACCCAACAACGCGUGUUCCAACAACAACAGACUACGUUACAACAACAGUCAAUGAUGAAGCAUCAACAACACGCGUUCCAACAACAACAGAGUUCGUUACAACAACAGUCAAUGAUGAAGCAUCAACAACACGCGUUCCAAUAACAACUGAUUAUAUUACAACAACAAUCAAUGAUGAAGCAUCAACAACACGCGUUCCGACAACAACUGAUUAUAUUACCACAACAGUGAAUGGUGGAGACCCAACAACGCGUGUUCCAACAACAACAGAGUUCGUUACAACAACAGUCAAUGAUGAAGUAUCAACAACACGCGUUCCAACAACAACAGACUACGUUACAACAACAGUCAAUGAUGAAGCAUCAACAACACGCGUUCCAUCAACAACUGAUUAUAUUACAACAACAGUGAAUGGUGGAGACCCAACAACGCGUGUUCCAACAACAACAGAAUUCGUUACAACAACAGACAAUGAUGAAGUAUCAACAACACGCGUUCCAACAACAACAGAGUUCGUUACAACAACAGUCAAUGAUGAAGCAUCAACAACACGCGUUCCGAUAACAACUGAUUAUAUUACAACAACAGUGAAUGGUGGAGACCCAACAACGCGUGUUCCAACAACAACAGACUACGUUACAACAACAAUCAAUGAUGAUGCAUCAACAACACGCAUUCCAACAACAACUGAUUAUAUUACAACAACAGUGAAUGGUGGAGACCCAACAACGCGUGUUCCAACAACAACAGACUACGUUACAACAACAGUCAAUGAUGAAGUAUCAACAACACGCGUUCCAACAACAACAGUCAAUGAUGAAGCAUCAACAACACGUGUUCCACCAACGACCGAUGGGUAUACUGAUGUCACAACAACAGAUGCAACAACAACUGAUCCAACAACGACGGAUAGCUAUACUACAACAGAUGCAACAACAACUGAUGCCACCACAACUGAUGCAACAACAACCGAUAGCUAUACUACAACAGAUGCAACAACUCCUGAUGGAAUAACAACUGAUCCUAUAACAACAGAUAGUUAUACAACAACUGAUGCAACGACGACGGAUAGCUAUACAACAACAGAUGCAACAACAAGAGAUGCAACCAUAACAGAUGCAACAACAACUGAUGCAACAACAACAGAUGCAACAACAACAGAUGCAACAACAACUGAUGCAACAACAACUGAUGCCACAACAACUGAUGCUACCAUAACUGAUCCAACAACUACUGAUGGAACAACAACUGAUGCUAUAACAACAGAUAGUUAUACAACAACUGAUGCAACGACGACGGAUAGCUAUACAACAACAGAUGCAACAAUAACAGAUGCAACCACAACAGAUGCAACAACAACUGAUGCAACUACAACUGAUCCAACCACAACUGAUCCAACAACGACGGAUAGCUAUACUACAACAGAUGCAACAACAACUGAUGCCACCACAACUGAUGCAACAACAACUGAUGCUACCAUAACUGAUCCAACAACUACUGAUGGAACAACAACUGAUGCUUUAACAACAGAUAGUUAUACAACAACUGAUGCAACGACGACGGAUAGCUAUACAACAACAGAUGCAACAAUAACAGAUGCAACCACAACAGAUGCAACAACAACUGAUGCAACCACAACUGAUCCAACCACAACUGAUCCAACAACGACGGAUAGCUAUACUACAACAGAUGCAACAACAACUGAUGCCACCACAACUGAUGCAACAACAACUGAUAGCUAUACUACAACAGAUGCAACAACUCCUGAUGGAAUAACAACUGAUGCUAUAACAACAGAUAGUUAUACAACAACUGAUGCAACGACGACGGAUAGCUAUACAACAACAGAUGCAACAACAACAGAUGCAACCACAACAGAUGCAACAACAACUGAUGCAACAACGACUGAUAGUUAUACAACCACAGAAGUGUUUACAACAACGCAACACUACAGUACAACAAUAUCAACAACGCAGAGCACGCCAGCGCCCGCUCUCUGUCCGCCAAAUUCGAUAGCAAUACUACCGCAUCCGAAUUAUUGCGAUAAAUAUAUCUCCUGUUUCGCGGGUGUAGAGUUUCUACUGAAUUGCUCGAGUGGUUUUGAGUUCAAUGAAGUUACGCUGACUUGUGUACCAAUAUCCGAAGACGGUUGUUUCGCAACACGAUUCAGUACAACCAAAUCAGACGUGGAACAAACAACAAAAACGGAACACACAACAACAGAAGUACCAGAUUUGGAAGUGAAGACAAUACGACAAACAACAAUCGGUGAAGACACAACAGUAACAACAGAUACUGUUGACAUCUCAACAUUUGUUCCAACAACAGACAGUAGUGCAGAUGAUACUAUAACUAACUAUCCACCCAUAUCAGUAGAAACUACUACAAUGUCAGUAGCACCGGAAGCAACUACCGCAUCCGUUAUUUGUCCACCUAAUUCGAUUGCUUCACUACCGCAUCCAUAUUAUUGUGAUAAAUAUUAUUCUUGCAUCGCUGGCGUGGCUUUCCUGUUGAAUUGUUCUAGCGGCUUCGAAUUUGAUGAAGUCACUGCGACUUGUGUACCAAUAUCCAAAAACGGUUGUUUCGCAACACGAUACAACAACGUAACAACAUCAACUGUAACAAACGAUGUAGAGAUAACUACACAAACUGAAACAAAAGAACCGACAGACGUACCCGAUUUGGAGGUUAAGACAGUCAAACAGACAACACUUGAUGAUAUAGAUGGAACAACAGAGGGUGAAAAAACAACAAAUAUAGAUACAACAAAUAAUCCAAUAGAAAGUACUACAGGCUCAUCGCCUGAAGUAACUACUGUGUCUGUUGUUUGUCCACCAAAUUCUAUAGCAGUUCUUCCACACCCCCAUUAUUGUGAUAAAUACAUAUCUUGUAUAGCUGGAAUCGCUUUUCUCUUGAAUUGUUCACAAGGCUUCGAAUUUGACAACGUUACUAAGGAAUGCGUAGCAAUAUCAGAAAAUGGUUGUUUCGCAACCAGGUAUAAUAUAACAGAGGUACCAACAACAUCAGGCAAUGAUAAUAUCGAACUAACUACUAGUCAAUCUAGUACUAUUCUAACUCCUGAAGUAUCAACCACAGCACCAAUAUGUCCUAUUGAAGUGGUAGGGAAUGUCCCCCAUCCGGUAUAUUGCAAUAUGUACUAUAAUUGCAUAGCUGGAAAUCAUUUUCUGCGAACCUGUUCGGAGGGCUUUGAAUACGAUCAUGAUAUUCAGACUUGUGUCACAAUAAGCGAUAGCGGUUGUUACGCUAAACGAAACAGCACAAUAACAACACAAAACGCCAUAGACGUCGAAGUAACAACACUCAACAUCAAAGACGAUGAAAUAACAACACAUAAAGUCAAAGAUGACGAAAUGACAACACACAACGAUAAAGACGCCGAUGUAACAACACAUAAAAAUGAAGAAACAACACCACCAAUAUGUCCUAUUAAUGUGAUAGGGAAUGUCCCCCAUCCGGUAUAUUGCAAUAAGUACUAUAAUUGCAUAGCUGGAAGUCAUUUUCUGUUGACGUGUCCGGAAGGUUUCGAGUACGAUCAAGAUGUUCGGGCUUGUGUUACAAUAAGCGAUAGCGGUUGUUACGCAAAACGACAGAAUACAACAACAACACACAAUAUCAAAGACGUUGAAGUAACAACGUAUAUCGUCAAAGAUGACGAUGUAACAACACACAAUGACAAAGACGCCGACGUAACAACACAUAAAAACGAAGAAACAACACCACCAAUAUGUCCUAUUGAAGUUGUAGGAAAUAUACCCCAUCCGGUAUAUUGCAAUAAGUACUAUAAUUGCAUAGCUGGAAAUCAUUUUCUGCGAACAUGUUCGGAGGGAUUUGAAUACGAUCACGUUCUUCAGGAAUGCGUAACAAUAACAGAAAAUGGUUGUUUCGCAACCAGAUUUAAAGUAACAGAAGAACCAUCGACGUUAGGCAAUACUAAUAUAGAACUAACGACGAUUCAGUCUAGUACUGUUCUUACUCCUAAAGUUACAACGACAGCACCAAUAUGUCCUCCUGAAAUUUACGGGAAUAUACCCCAUCCGGUAUAUUGCAAUAAGUACUAUAAUUGCAUAGCUGGAAGUCAUUUUCUGUUGACAUGUUCGGAAGGUUUUGAAUACGACCAUGAUCGUCAGACAUGUGUAACAAUAAGCGAUAGCGGUUGUUACGCAAAACAACAGAACACAACAACAACACACAACGUCAAAGAUGCCGAACUAACAACAUAUAAACUCAAAGAUGACGAAAUAACAACACACAACGUAAAAGACGCCGAAGCAACAACACAUAAUGAUAAAGAUGCUGAUGUAACGACACAUAAGAACGAAGAAACAAUAUGCCCGCCAUUAUUCUCUGGCAACAUACCGCAUCCAACUCGUUGUGAUUCUUUCUACAUCUGUGUUUCUGGUUUUCCUCUGUAUGUGAACUGUUCCUCUGGAUUUGAAUAUGAUGAGAGUGUACAGAAAUGCGUAGCCAUAUCUGAUACUGGAUGCUUCGCUAGGAACAGCUCGGCCGCUACAUCUAUACCCGUUGUGAUGACGGAAAAGCCAUUUUCCACUUCUAAAAUUGUCGAAACAACACAAAACACCAAGGAUGUAGAAACAACAACGGACAUGGAGGAGGCAUGUCCUCCACACGUGUUUGGGAACAUGCCACAUCCGACUAAAUGUGAUUCGUUCUACAUUUGUAUGGGCGGUGUUUCUAUGUUCAUGAAUUGUUCGAAUGGCUUCGAAUAUGAUCAGGCUGUUGGGCAAUGUGUGGAGAUAUCCGAAAAUGGAUGUUUCGCAAAAAGCAGCACAAAAGUUGAUGCGGUUGUACCAACUGAUAAAUCAACAACUACUACUACAACAGAGAAAACAGUAAUCUGUCCCCCCUUCGGCGGCGGUAAUGUUGCCCACCCCACCCGGUGUGACCAGUUCUACAACUGUAUCGCCGGUGUUGCCAUAUUGCUCAACUGUCAGGAGGGACACGAAUACGAUCCUGAUAUACAGUUCUGCGCACCAAUAUCAAACAACGGUUGUUUUGCCAAAAAAGGGCUCAUUCCCGUAAAUCCUACUUCUGAACGACAAUCAACUCCUAAAGCUGAAAUGACCACUCCUAGAGUAGAAGCGACAACUCCAUUGUGCCAACCGGGAUAUUUCGGGAAUAUAGCUCAUUCGGAAUUGUGCGAUUCGUUCUAUUUGUGCGCAGCCGGUACGGCUAUGCAACUGCAUUGUAGUGCUGGCUUCGAAUACGAUCAAAUUGCUGGGACGUGCGUGGCCAUAUCAGACAGCGGCUGUACAGCCAUGAAAGACCGAAAAACAUCAACAGACACAAUCAUACAGCCAGACUCACAACCAGACUCUCAAGACGCUAUCUGUGCGCCAGACGCUUUCGGCAACAUGCCACACCCAGAACGAUGUGACGCUUUCUAUUUGUGUGCGGCUGGUAAUGCGAUAGAACUGUUCUGUAGUUCUGGUUUUGAAUAUGACGCUGUGUUAAUGCAAUGUACCCGCAUAUCUGACAACGGAUGCACGGCUAUGAAGACGAAAUAA